This is a messenger RNA of Dunckerocampus dactyliophorus (ringed pipefish), 7414 nucleotides long. It is a transcript of the gene top3a, whose product is annotated as DNA topoisomerase III alpha. Bases 291 to 3308 code for a protein of 1005 amino acids. The record is from RefSeq and is a predicted model, not a curated record. Gene Ontology annotation, cellular component: chromosome; nucleus. The transcript has 19 exons. NCBI's taxonomy places the organism in Eukaryota, Metazoa, Chordata, Actinopteri, Syngnathiformes, Syngnathidae. Gene Ontology annotation, molecular function: DNA topoisomerase type I (single strand cut, ATP-independent) activity; DNA binding; zinc ion binding. Gene Ontology annotation, biological process: DNA topological change.
UUUGACAGGCGAGCGCGGAGUUUGUAAACAAAGUUAACAUUCGUUUUCAAUAGUCGAAGACGUUACGAAUAGAGUCGUUGUCCGUGUGCUUUUAAUUGGUUAGCAUUUCGUUUAUUUGAUCGACAGAGGUGUUGAGAAGUUCAACAAAAGGUGACAAAGUUUCCUCUACAAAGACCUUUGAAGUCUUCUAUACCAGUUCGAGCUAGCGCUUUUAGCUAACAUGCUACAGUGGACGGACAGCAGCGUGACUGUGUGGGGAACAGGCUGCUUUGUGUGAGUACAGGCCAGGCAUGCAAGUAUUGAGCCGCCUCGCUAAAUAUCUGCUUCGACUGGGACGACAGAGACCAGGUGUCCAGCUGAAGUGUUCAGCGGCCACAAUCGACAUGAACCGGAGCAGGGGUCAGAUCAAGCGGGUGCUCUGCGUAGCCGAGAAGAACGACGCAGCUAAAGGCAUCUCUGAAAUUAUGUCCAAUGGAAGGUCCAGGAGGAGGGAAGGCCUUUCCAAGUUUAACAAGAUCUACGAGUAUGAAUAUAAUCUUUUUGGUCAGAAUGUGACAGUAACGAUGACAUCGGUGUCAGGCCAUUUACUGGGGUUUGAAUUUAAAGCCCCGUUCCAGAAAUGGCACAGCUGCAAUCCUGUGCUGCUGUUUGAUGCUGAGGUAGAAAAGUACUGUCCAGAUGGCAUGGUACAAAUUAAGCGUACGCUAGAGAAAGAGGUGAGGCAGUGCGAGGCCUUGAUUAUCUGGACUGACUGUGACAGAGAGGGAGAGAAUAUUGGCUUUGAAAUCAUCAGUGUCUGUAAAACAGUGAAGCCAAAUUUGCAGUUGUUCCGGGCAAAGUUUUCUGAAAUCACGCCCAAUUCCAUUCAGAGAGCUUGUGAGAGCUUGUCUGAGCCGGACGUUAACAUCAGCGAUGCUGUUGAUGUUCGCCAGGAGCUUGAUCUGCGGAUCGGUGCAUCCUUCACCCGGUUCCAGACUCUUCAUCUGCAAAAGAUCUUUCCACAGUCUCUGGCCAAUCAGCUCAUCUCUUAUGGCAGCUGUCAGUUUCCCACCCUAGGCUUUGUGGUGGAACGUUUCAAGGCCAUCCAGGCUUUCAUUCCCGAAAUUUUCUACAAGAUUAAAGUGGUGCACGAGGUGGAGGAGGAAACUGUUGAAUUUGGAUGGGAAAGGAACCGUCUUUUCAACCACACAGCUUGCUUAGUACUCUACCAGAUCUGUAUGGAGGAUCCCAUAGCAACAGUCACCUCAGUAACCAGUAAGCCCAAGAGCAAAUGGAGACCGCUGCCUUUGGACACUGUGGAACUGGAAAAACUGGCAUCUCGGAAGCUGAGAAUAAAUGCUAAAGAGACCAUGAAAAUAGCAGAAAAACUUUACACACAAGGCUAUAUCAGCUACCCUCGUACGGAAACAAACAUUUUCCCAGCAUCCCUUGCUCUAGCCCCGCUGGUGGAGCAGCACGUGCCGAGCCCCGACUGGGGGGUGUUCGCCCAGAGGGUGCUUGACCAGCCUGGGGGUCCCAACCCACGACAGGGCAAGAAGUCUGACCAAGCCCAUCCCCCGAUACACCCCACUAAAUACAGCAACACACUGCAGGGCAAUGAAGGACGUGUGUAUGAGUUCAUCGUCCGCCACUUCCUGGCUUGUGUAUCACAGGAUGCUUUGGGCCAGGAGACCGUUGUGGACAUUGACAUUGCUCAGGAGAAGUUUUCCGCAUCAGGGCUCAUGAUCAUUGCGAAGAAUUACCUCGACGUUUAUCCCUAUGACAGGUGGAGCGCUAAGGUGAUUCCAGUGUAUGAACAAGGCUCCCAGUUCCAGCCCUCUGCUAUUGAGAUGGUGGAUGGUGAGACGAGUCCUCCACAGCUGCUCACUGAAGCAGACCUCAUAUCGCUAAUGGAGAAGCACGGCAUUGGCACUGAUGCAACACAUGCUGAGCACAUAGAAACCAUAAAGAGUCGCAUGUACGUGGGCCUAACAGCUGACCAGAGGUUUCUCCCUGGGGAGCUUGGCAUGGGACUGGUGGAGGGUUACAACGCCAUGGGCUAUGAAAUGUCGAAACCCCACCUGCGGGCUGAAUUGGAGGCGGACCUCAAGCUGGUGUCGGAGGGAAGGAAGGACAAAUGGAGCGUGUUACAGCACCACAUUCAGAAAUACAAAGCUGUUUUCAUUGAGUCUGUCAGGAAGGCAAAGAAGUUAGAUGAAGCCCUGUCGCCAUAUUUGGGGCCUGCUAUGGAGAUCCCCGAAGCUGAGCAGCAAGACAUGGAGAUCCCGCUGCCUGUCAGAAAGUGCCCACACUGUGGACGGGACAUGGUGCUGAAGAAGAAGAGGGAAGGAAACAGUAAGUACCUGUCCUGUGUGGGCUUCCCAGCCUGCAAAACAGCUGUCUGGUUUCCUGACACUGUACUGGAGGUCAGCAGAGAUGAUAGCAUUUGUUCCACGUGUCAGCCGCGGCCCAUUCACAUGUUAAAGCUAAAGUUUCGGCGAGGCAGCCUACCCGCAAUGAUGCCUUUAGAGUUUGUUGGCUGCAUCGGUGGAUGUGAUGAAACUCUAAGAGAGGUGCUAGACCUUAAAUAUCUGAUGUCAGGAGGAGGAAGCGGCGGAGAAGACCCUCGCCCGAGGACCACAGGACCAGCGCCACCCCGAGAGCCAAGUUCAAACCCUACACCUUCCGCUCCACUUUCUGCCCUCUCUUGGCCCCCGCAGCCUCGUCCACCACCAGGGGGCAGUAGUAUCAACGCUGAAAACAACAGUGACGUUAUUGUGUGUAACUGUGGUCAGGAUGCAAUCCUGCUGACUGUGCGCAAAGAUGGCCCCAACCAAGGUCGCCAGUUCUACAAAUGCAAUUCAGGAACUUGUCAUUUCUUCCUUUGGGCAGAUCAGCCAAGGCAGCAGGGGGCUCAGCAGGGUCAGGGGCCUGCGCCGCCACCUCUAUCGAGGCUCUCUGAGCCUCCACGACCAUCUCAGGGGUUCAGGAACACCGCGGGAGGUGGCGGCGGCCGGCCUGAGAGGGGCGCAGGAGGGCUUGUGUGUAACUGUAACGAGGCAGCAGUGACUCGCACCGUGCUGAAGGACGGGCCGAACAAGGGCCGGAUGUUUCACGUCUGUGGGAAACCUAGAGACCAGCAAUGUAACUUCUUUCAGUGGGCUGAUGAAAACGCACCACCACAAGGUGCUGUUGCAGUCGGCGGGUUUAACGGGGGGAAGAAGGGAAGGAAGAUAACGGGGGACAAACCCCCCGCUGCCAAGAAACCUCGUUCUUGCGGCAUCUGCCACAUGCCAGGACACACGCGCGUCAGCUGUCCUCAGCGGUGACAGCAGCUACCCCCCUCUGUAGGGUCUGCGGCCCAUGACACGACUCUUUCCAUCCUUCACACACGAUGCAACACCUGCAGGGGACCCUCUUGUGCCUUCUUAUGACAUCGCCUCAGACAGCUACUCCAAAAGGAUAGGGUCGAGGAUCAAGAUGUCUCACAAUUUGCAGCAUUUAUUUUGCUGCAUGUUACACUGAUGACAUAGGAACCACUUUUAAAUCUUCUGCAAGAAGAUUCACAAGAGUCAACAGCUGUCCUUGGCUCCAGUGAAGCAUCCAUUCAUUGCCUUUCUCUUUAGUCAUCCCACCAGAAGAGCUUCACUCUGAGAGGAGCUGUCUGUCCUUUUAAAGGAAAAUGCAUUGGCACGCAAAUGAAAUCUUAAGAUUUUGCAAUUUUCUGCGUAACAUCUUUUAAAUGCAUAUUUUCUAUGAGUUGACUUAGCAGUGGGUGGGGAAAAAGACUUUUCUUUGGUUAUUCAUCUCUAAAGAAUUCAACUUUUAAUAUGAUAAACUGGGAAUAAAUAUGUCUAUUUUAGAGCAUUCCAUUGUUCCGUUGUUGUUUUGCUUUUGGUUUCAGUUAUGGUAAUAAUGUUCUUCUCUGGAAAUGAUUCAGUUUUGGUUUUACCCUGACUCAUAAGUCACACAGUUAAGCCGUCUUAGAUUGCAGACAGCAGCAAAAACGAACCUUUUCUACUUGAAACAUUGACAUUCCAAACGUUUUCAGGCUAAAUGGAAACAUAAGAGUUCGGAUUUUUUUACAAACAUAAAAAAAAACAUUUGUAAACAUUUGUUUUGUGGCUUUAAUAUUUCUGAAGUUUAUUUACAAUUUUCUACUGCAAAUCAUAUGUGGAAUCCAUUCAUAAAUCAAGUUAAAAAUACUGCAAAUCACGCAGUAUGUAUGCAGUAUGUGUGACCGAUGCAUGCUUCUAGUCACAUAAACUCUGUGCACUUUGUUGCAGGGUUUGUGUUCCCAGAUGUGCUGUUCGAUCCCUGCAGGUUUGAGGGGUGUUGCUUAGCGAGAAACGCAUGGAUUCCCGGUAUGGGACCUUCUUUUUUCAUUUUCUUGAUAUUCCAGGGAAGCAGCGCAGAUCUUUCUUUACUGGCACGUUCGGUGAGUCACGCGUGAGUCAUCACGAGUGGGCGCUAAUGGUCCUACGGUGUUGUUUUUUGUGCUCCCAAUUCCACACAAAUACACACACAUUGCCAGUAUCCGGGCAGAUAACAAGUCAUGUGAUACUUGUGUGUGUGUGUUUUCUUCUCGAUAGAGAGUAAUAACGUCUUUCUUACUGGAAGUGGCAGACUGCUUCCUCGCAAACGUCCCAUACAGGAGGAGGAGGAGCGCCUAAAGACGACGCUAAAGCGCGAUGACGUCAUCAAGUCAGUAACCUCUACUUCUAAAAGAUGCUCAAGGCUACGAGCACAUCUGUAGAGGAGUUUUGUCAAGUUUGGAAAACUUAACUCGAAUGAAAUACAUACUGUAACUCUGGCAUUGAGAUAUACAAUAUAUACUGCACAAACAGAAAAAAAGUGUCCCAUCUUUUUUUGUACAUGAGAAAUUUAAAUUCAAAUUUGCAUGUCAGGGCCUUUAUACCGUACAGCGCAUCCGAAGCAUAAACCAUAGUUGCUCUUUUACCACAUUUUAUGUGACAUCAUUAUUCCAAAAUGGAAUCAAUUAAUUUACUUCCAUCCACUUUCAAUGCCACUUAUCCUAACUAGGGUCGCGGGUAUGCUGGAGCCUAUCCCAGCUGACUUCGGGCGAGAGGCGGCGUACACAACUCUCGGUAUAGACAAACAUUCACUCUCACAUUCAUACCUAUGCCACCAUCAAGCAAAACUUCUUUGCAGGGCGGGACUUAGCAACAAGCUGCCUAUAAGUCGUUGACCAUUUGUCUAAUGACUCUAAAACUUUGAGGACGUUUGUAUCACAUGUAUGCUACCAUGUCAUUCAACGCAUUUUGGUCACAACCUAUAGGGGGCGCCAAAAAUGUCACAGUCACGUGAAAACAUUGAGGACACCCAUGGGCUGACAUUCUCUUAAUGAAAGCCGCAACUCACUUUUACGUUGUUAAAUAUUCAAGUUUGAGGUUUAUUAACAGUUGGGAUCACCCGAGACGGGUGUAUUUAAUAAUAAUGAAAUGAACUUGCCUAAUAAUACACAGGAUGACGUGAGAGGAGUCUGACUGGAUGUUUAGUAAGGCCAUCAAUGCUGCAUUGCUGCUUUUCUUCUCCAUGAUCUCACUUCUCAGAAAUGGUCUGAUACUUCCAGAACCAGUCAGCGUUUAACGGUGCUUCUUGGUGUGCGUUACUUGCUGUUUUUCCUCAGUGGGGUCUUUCAAAAUGAAAGACCAUUCAAUACUUUUGUUCCUAUGACCGAUGCUAUGGCUACGGUAAUGUUGCACUUUUUUUUAUCUCUGAUUUCCAUAUUUGCUGCACUUAUAGGUCAGAGGUCAUAGCAAGCAUGGAUCCCUGUUCAUCCCCUGAGCUGCUUAUCAACCCUUCCUGCUGUCUCAUCAUCAUCAUCAUCAUCAUCCAGCUUUUCUGUCGUUGCUGUAGAAACAGUUGCCAUGGCGACUGGUGCCCGUAAGUGAUGCAAGCAUUCCAGGUGCAUGCAGACCAUGACAGGAGAGCAUGUAAGUGCUUAGUUUUACGGUAAAUGAGGAGAAGAGUGGACUUGUCGCCCUCCUUGCAUUCAUCAUGUCAAACUACUCCCACAGUGGAGGGUGUGUGUGUGUGUGUGUGUGUGUGUGUGUUUGUUGGGGUGCUCAGGUACAAAAAGUUCCAGUACGGAAGUGUUGAGGUGGAGUUUACACACACUCUCUUGUAUGGCAUCAGCAAGCAUUGUGAGAUCUCUGUAGACAUGUUGCUUAGCAUUAAGAUGUAAGACGUAAGUAUCGCUUUUGCUCUUUCGUGCUAUAUUUGGAUCAAAGAUGGCCGCAGGGGUGAACAGUUUCACCAGAGUGAGUGCAGCGGGGCUUUCAUUUCAACUGCAGAUUGUGAUCUUUCCUGGCUGCGCAACUGUAACUACUAACAAGUGUGACUCCCUCCACCUUUCAGCUUUGGGCUGCAAAUUUAAGACUUAAAAGAUAAUUGUACCUUUUUAAUUGAUGUAGUAUUUGCUGAAAGACUAAUUUGGCUGUUGAGAUGCUCCCACUGUACGAAUCAUUAUGCUAAUAUAAAUAUAUAUACAUACAUAUAUACUGUAUAUUGCAUUUUCUUUGGCUUUGUUGUGGUUCCCUGAUAAAACAUUCAAAAAACAAUACAAGCAGUCGAUGUUUGCUAAAUACAAGGCAGAAGAGUCUUGAUCAUCACAAUGAUUGUUUUGUCAUGCUUGUGUUUUAUUUUUAUUAUUCAUUAUUACACUGAUUAUUAUAUAAAAUAUGACAUGAAAUGCAGGAAGUGAAUAAUAUGUACUGUACAAGAUGUGGAAUGGAUGGGGGUUGGAUUAAAUAAGCUUUGCCUCUUCCUACUCCUUUUGGACAUGUGGAACUGUGAAAGGAUAACCAUGCAGCCACAACUUACUGCACUGGACAGGCUCUGGUUGCACAGUACAACACGAGCAAUGCAAUUAAUUCAUAUAUACUUUUAUAAUUGUGUUAUUAAUUGUAUUAUUAAAAUGCAUCAUUUUUAUUCAUACAAGCAGCGCCACUAGGUGACAGCAUGGUUCUACAACACCUUCCUGUUCUCUCUCCAUUCAGUUGUCUUCAAAGGGUAAGGUUUUACUUUGUUUUGGUUCUGUUAUACAGUAGUUCACUUACAAAUGGAACUGAAACCAUUGCCUGUGCAGUUGAAUAAUGGCUUUAUGGUUGUCACUUUACUGUACUUUGGACUUAACUUGACAAUGUCAUCUAUGACUUGCAACUCGACUUGGACUUUGACAUCAGUGACUCGGGACUUGAAUCAGACUUUAGCCUGAUGACGUGAAAAUACUUGAGAAUUUUAGUGAGUGUGCUGAGUAAAAUGUGUCCCUAUUCAAAGUAUUCAACUAACCUGAGCAUGGUUAUAUCAUUUCUUGCGAGACGACUAUUUUCCCCACAGAAUCUGCCGCAUUGAACGCACCUAUUAGCAUCCAAUCAGGUUUAGAAACAAGCGAGGGCGUGGCUUAUAUUUC